AUGCGGGCGCGGGACCUGCGCAGCAGCAGCAGCAGAGAGCUGCUGUGCUGCAUGCGGACUCUGAAGAUGUAUGGGUGGGAAGCAGCAUUUGGGGGGAAGAUAGAGCAGCAGCGGGAAGCAGAGCUGCAGCAGCUGCUGCAGUACUGGCAGCUGCAGGUGUGGGGCCGCUGCCAGUGGCUGGGGGCCCCCGUGCUGGUGGCCGUGGCCUCCUUCGGGGCCCUGCUGCUGCUGCGGGGGCCCCCCGACCCCCCCACAGCUUUCACAGCUUUGGCUCUUUUUAAUCUUUUGAAGUUUCCUCUCCAAGUGCUGCCACAAACAGCAAACAACACCAUCGAAGCUGCUGUUGCUCUCGAGCGCAUCCAGGGCUUUUUGCUGCUGCCCGAGGCCGACGGACUCGCGGCGCUGCGCCGCCCCCAGCAGCCGCAGUCGAGAAGUUGCCGGCUUUUGUUGAUUCCCAAGAGUUGCAUUUUGUUCCAAGUCCCCUGGAUUCAAAACGCGACUCUUCGCGAAAACAUUCUUUUCGGACUUCCCUACGACCACGACUGGUACUGGGAGGUGGUGGAGGCGUGCGCGCUGCGGGGCGACCUGGAAAGCCUCCCGGGAGGCGACUUGGCGGAGAUCGGAGAAAAAGGAAUUAAUUUGUCUGGAGGGCAAAAGCAGAGAGUGGCGCUGGCCCGCGGGGUGUACAGACACUGCAGGGUGUAUCUGCUCGACGACUGCCUGUCCGCGGUGGACCCUUUCGUGGCACAUCACAUCUUUUCUUUUUGCUUUUUGAAACUCCUCAAACGCAAGACGGUGCUCUUCGCGACCCACCGGCUCGCGCUGCUGCCGCGCUGCAGCAAACUGCUUUUCCUCAGGGGCGGCCGCCAGCGCUUCUUCGGACGCCCCGACGUAAACCCUUUUUUAGGGGUUUUGCGGGUGGGCACGGAGGCAGGGACGCCGCAGCGGGGUGGGAACGCGGAAGAGCGUUUAGAAGGCUUUGGGAGGCUUCAGGGACGCGUGGGCAUUGCCGGCCUUCAGCACCUUUGCUGA
Molecule: messenger RNA, 1032 nt
Organism: Eimeria tenella
Lineage: Eukaryota; Apicomplexa; Conoidasida; Eucoccidiorida; Eimeriidae
Product: ABC transporter protein, putative
Exons: 6
Coding region: 1-1032 (343 amino acids)
Biological process (GO): transmembrane transport
Cellular component (GO): membrane
Molecular function (GO): ATP binding; ABC-type transporter activity; ATP hydrolysis activity
Source: RefSeq, a predicted model, not a curated record